AUGUUGCAGGUCACACAUCCUGGCAAGGGUAGCCUGGAUUACUACAGGAACGACAGUACGGUGCUGUCCCUGUGUGCAAACCCAGUGAACAGCACAGACUUCAUGUGUGACAAGAGGCAGGUCAGGCAGUUUGCUCAAGCCUUCCUGCCAGUGUUUUUUUGGCUCCUCUUUGCCGUGGGCACAGUGGGGAACACCUUGGUCGUGCUUGUCUAUUGCAAAUACCACUUGAGGAGGAGCAUGAUGGAUCGGUACCUGCUGCACCUGGCCAUUGCCGACCUCCUGCUCCUUUUCACCUUCCCCUUCUGGGCCAAGGCUGCUUCUGACGGAUGGAUCUUUAAGGACUUCAUGUGCAAAGUUGUCAACAGCAUGUAUAAGAUCAACUUCUAUGGCUGCAGCUUGCUUCUAACCUGCAUCAGCUUUGACAGGUACAUCACUGUAGUCCAAGCAAUGAAAGCUAAAACUUGUAAGCAAAGGUGGUUCCUGCGCAGCAGGCUCAUGUGCCUGGCUGUCUGGCUGACAUCUGUGAGCCUGUGCAUCCCAGAAAUCAUUUACAGCCAGAGCACACAGGUGGGUGACGUAACAGUUUGCAAAAUUAUGUACCCACCAAACGUCAGUGUGAUCUUCAGGGUCAUGGUGCUGGCCUUGAAAGUCAUCAUAGGAUUCUUCCUCCCGCUCCUUGUCAUGGUGAUUUGUUACACUCUUAUCAUCAACACCCUCCUACAAGCCAAAAGAUUCCAAAAACAGAAGUCGCUGAAGAUUAUCACCAUGAUCAUCACUGCUUUCCUCCUCUCUCAGUUCCCGUACAAUAUUGUGUUGCUGAUCAAAGCCAUCAACACCUACACCGGGGUGGUGCACAGUUGUCAGGCUGCCAACCAGCUGGACAUCGGGCUGCAGGUCACCCAGAGCAUCGCCUUCCUCCACAGCUGCCUCAACCCCUUCCUCUAUGUAUUUGCUGGCGAGCGGUUCAGGAUGGCGUUGGCCAGGAUGAUGCAAAGCUGGGGCUGCUGCUGGAGCAGGGACCAGGAGCCCUCCUCUGCCUGUGACAGCCCAGAGCACAGCUCAAACUGGUCCUUUGCCAUGCUGGGGAGGCGGCGGGUCAGGAACUCCCUGAUCCUCAACACUCACUGGACCUCCUCUGUUAUGUCCCCUCCUUGCAAAGUCAUCCUGUAAGUUUGUGCUCACCUUCUCCUCUCCAGAGAAGCACCAAGCUCUUUGGAAAGCACCUGUAUACCCCAAAGAUUAUCCCAGAGGAGCAGAAAGGGUUGGGGGCCUGUCCUUGAUGUGCAGAACCCAGCUGAGGGUUGCUGGCUGAGAGAACAGGAAGCCUUUGGCAGAUGGGAGCAAAAUGGAACCAUACUUGCUAUAAACAGAACUGAUAGAUGUCAAAAACUAUCUUUGUGACAGCUGCCCCAUCUGCAGCUCAGACCACAACCUGAAAUAACAAGUCUCACUGUGUGUGAUAAACCCAGCUAUGGCUGCUACAGAGGCAGAUGAAGCGUUCUGUCCAUAGGAAGCAGCAGGAGGGCGUUCAGCUUUCAUUCGCUGUCAUACCAGGUUCCCCUAUGAAGGUGGCCUGACUCGGGAGCCCUGCCAGCAGAUUCCUACAGCAGAUUCCGUCCCAUGUAAAGGAGAAUGGCCUUUAGCUCUGACACUGCUUUGUUGCAGUGAGCAAAUGCUGCUCUCUGUGCCUGGGCAAAUGCAACUCUGGCUUCAUAGGUGGUUUUUCUUGCAAAGAAAAGCCAGUUGUUCACGUACAUAAAGUGGGCAUUGCAGAAUGUGAUCUGUCAUUCUCCUGUAUUUGAGCUGUGUGAUGUCAGGUACAAUGGCUCCUGUUUUGAUAGUGGAAACAAAUCACCCCUCACAAUAAAACAUUAAGGGUUUCAGAGACAGUGAGUUGUCUGUCCCAGGGAU
Molecule: messenger RNA, 1911 nt
Organism: Prinia subflava (tawny-flanked prinia)
Lineage: Eukaryota; Metazoa; Chordata; Aves; Passeriformes; Cisticolidae
Gene: CCR9
Product: C-C motif chemokine receptor 9
Exons: 1
Coding region: 1-1170 (389 amino acids)
Biological process (GO): cell chemotaxis; G protein-coupled receptor signaling pathway; immune response
Cellular component (GO): membrane; external side of plasma membrane
Molecular function (GO): C-C chemokine binding; scavenger receptor activity; C-C chemokine receptor activity
Source: RefSeq, a predicted model, not a curated record